UGGAAAUCUUCGCGUUCGCAAUGCUCAUUCUAAUUGCGCUCCAGUCACGUGAUUAGUUACGAUCGUUGCUUCCGCACAAACUAAGAAAUUCGAUCGGAGUGUUGUGAUAAGUACGUUUAUUAUUGUUAUUACUUUCUAUAUCGACUUGUCGGAAGGAUUGUAAAGUGCAAUUGUAUCCAGAGUAUAGAUUGAAGUCAUGUGCUUUCGGUGCGCCCCAGUGUGCGCACAGGCCUGGUAUGCGGCAAUUCUUCCUACGUCAAGGUAGAGCUAAGAACGUCAGCGUGCUGUGAAGGAAGCAAAAUAACAAAAACAAAAGCCCAGAGAUCACGCGGCUGUAGAGUACGCGUGGGGUCCGCGGAAAAUGUGGUGCACCGCGCUCGAGUGAGGAACACUCCCCGAAAGAACAGAAGGGUAAUCCCCGUUUCGAUCAAAACUGCAUUGAAAUAGUACGCAUUAUAUAAUGCACUCGCUUUGGUUAACUGGCAGACUUCUGUCGCGCGCUAUCUGGAAUGGCAUUGCUAACAUCUCCUCGUCCACGGUGGACCCAGCUCUGCAGAAGAGAGCGGACCCGCAGCUGGUCAGCGCGGUCUGCGGUUUCUCGAAGGACAAGAAGAUCGAGAGGUUAGUUCACGGACAAUUCGGAGACGACGCCUGGUUCACCAGCAAGACCAAAAACGCAGACAUUCUAGGUGUCGCAGACGGCGUCGGGGGUUGGAGAGCGUAUGGGAUAGAUCCUGGAGAAUUCUCCUUACAUCUAAUGAGGACUUGUGAGAGGCUUGUCAAGCUGGGAAAGUUCAUACCAAAUAACCCUUCCGAUUUAUUAGCUAGAAGUUACUAUGAGCUGCUACACCACAAGAAGCCAAUUUUAGGCAGCAGCACAGCAUGUGUAGUAAUAUUAAACAAAGAAAAUAGUACAUUAUACACUGCCAAUAUCGGUGACAGCGGUUUUAUGGUGAUGAGGCAUGGCAAAGUGAUCCACAAAUCAGAUGAGCAGCAGCAUUACUUCAACACACCGUUUCAACUAUCACUGCCGCCCCCAGGCUACCAAGCGGACGUCCUCUCAGACCAACCUGACACCGCUAUGACUGAAAACUUCCCCGUUGAAGACGGCGAUGUCAUAUUGCUUGCAACUGAUGGAGUAUUUGAUAAUCUACCGCAUAAAUUGCUCGUGAACGAACUUCAAAAGGUUCAAGGUGAGAGAUGCGCGACACGGCUGCAAACGGUGGCUAACUCUAUAGCCUGGAUGGCACGAAAUCUUUCGUUCGACGAGACUUUCAUAUCGCCUUUCGCAGAAAGCGCGUUUGCUAAUGGUAUCAACACAAUAGGUGGAAAACCGGAUGACAUCACGGUGAUUCUAGCGACGGUGGCGAUUUAAUGAAAAGUUUACAUUUCAAGAGGACGUUGAAUCAUUUUUGAUAUUAUAUGUCUUGUGU
Molecule: messenger RNA, 1433 nt
Organism: Nicrophorus vespilloides
Lineage: Eukaryota; Metazoa; Arthropoda; Insecta; Coleoptera; Silphidae
Product: protein phosphatase PTC7 homolog
Exons: 6
Coding region: 461-1375 (304 amino acids)
Source: RefSeq, a predicted model, not a curated record